This is a messenger RNA of Saccostrea echinata, 1092 nucleotides long. RefSeq lists its product as uncharacterized. The transcript is spliced from 3 exons. Gene Ontology annotation, molecular function: G protein-coupled receptor activity. NCBI's taxonomy places the organism in Eukaryota, Metazoa, Mollusca, Bivalvia, Ostreida, Ostreidae. The record is from RefSeq and is a predicted model, not a curated record. The coding region runs from base 1 to 1092 and encodes 363 amino acids. Gene Ontology annotation, cellular component: plasma membrane. Gene Ontology annotation, biological process: adenylate cyclase-activating G protein-coupled receptor signaling pathway.
AUGCCGGAGACACAUAAUAAAACCAGAAAGCCUUAUAUCGUUAUAGACAAAGAUUUGUGGCACACUUUAAAGGAGGACGUUGAUUUCCACAUUGCAAUGAAUCUGAACGCUACUGUAAGCUUCACCCAAACGAAUUCUUCUGAGAACGUUACACAUAUAGUGAAUAAAGUACUGAAUGAUGGUUAUGAUUUGGAGGUACUGGGACUUGCUUCGAACUGGUUUCUUUUCAUACAUAUACCUGCUUUAUGCUGCAUUUUCUUCAGUCUUAUAGCAGCAACAACUGUUAUAAUCGUGUCAUUUAGAGGUCAAACACGACCGUUCUUCUCCUGGAUGCGAAGUGAGCGUUUUGUCGUGUACCUGUCUUUAUGUGAUGGCCUUUUCAAUGUGACACACAGCAUGGAUCAUCUUCAGAUGGCCAUAACAAAGGAACACGUCUAUCCAUUGCAGUUGUGUGAGUUUUAUGCCUUCUUCAUCGGAGAGUUUGUUUCAGCGCAGAUCUUGAUGACCAAUGUAGCAGCUGUCAAUGCCUUUUGUCUGAUAUAUCUACAAAAACAGUUCAAACUUGGCAGAUAUGACUGGAAACUCCUGAUUUAUACGUUCGGUGUUCCUUUCGUGUUAUCCAUGUGCGCAGUAAAUUUAGGAUUUUACGGGCCAUCUGGAUCCUAUUGUUACUUUGACGGGGUAAAAGGAGCAUUCGCCAGUAUCUUCUUUACAACUAUUCCGAUGACGAUUGUACUUGUGGUAAACGUGGUAUUGUAUAUCUCAACAUGGUGGAAAAUUUACAAAAAAUCUAGUCAACUAAGAACCACGCUUGGAAAAGAAACCCAAACUCUGCAUGCAUCUUUCAAUGCUGCCAAAAUGAUGAGUCUCUUUGUGGCGGUAUUUUUCGUGCAGUGGUGGGCCCUGGGCAUCGUGAGUGUGUGGCAAAAUUUUGCGAUGGUUCCAGAGGAAUUUUUCACUAUAGUUGUAAUUUUUUCAAACCUGGGUGGUGUAUUUAAUGCAGGUGUUUUCAUCAUCAUCAGGAAAAGAAGAAGACAAAAUGCGGAUCAUAUUAGUACUAAAACGAGUUCCAAUCAGACAUCUCAAUUAUAG